Molecule: messenger RNA, 1803 nt
Organism: Yarrowia lipolytica CLIB122
Lineage: Eukaryota; Fungi; Ascomycota; Dipodascomycetes; Dipodascales
Cellular component (GO): nucleus; cytosol
Molecular function (GO): pyruvate decarboxylase activity; thiamine pyrophosphate binding; magnesium ion binding
Source: RefSeq, a predicted model, not a curated record
AUGACUGCCACUUCUGCCACCGCGUCCACCAAAAAGGACGGCAAUGUCCAUCUCGGCGAGUACCUCUUCUCGCGAAUCAAGCAGCUCGGAAUCGACAACAUUCUCGGAGUGCCCGGAGACUUCAACCUUCACCUGCUGGACUACAUCUACCGAGUCCCCGACCUCAACUGGGUUGGCUGCUGCAACGAGCUCAACGCUGCUUAUGCUGCCGACGGUUAUGGACGAGUCAAGCAUUUGCCUGGUGUUCUCGUCACCACAUACGGAGUCGGAGAACUGUCUGCACUCAACGGUGUGUCUGGAGCCUUUGCCGAACAGGCUCCUCUUCUUCACAUUGUCGGUACCACCGGCCGGCCGAUCCAGGAGGAGAGCUGGCUUGUGCACCACGUGCUGCCCAAGGAGAACUCUCUCCAGGAGCCCGACCAUCUUGUCUACCAGGGCAUGAGCGAGAAGGUGCGAUGCUGCUCGGCAUUCCUGAACGACAAGGAGACCGCCGCUGCGGAAAUUGACCGUGUUCUCACCACCAUCUGCCAGAAGUCUCUGCCUGGAUACCUCUUUAUCCCCGUGGAUAUGACAUGGCAGCCUCUGGAUGCCGCUCGUCUGGACUCCAAGCUCGAUUACUCGGUGAAAAACGAGGACCCCAAGCUCGAAAAUGAGAUUGUUGACUCCAUUCUGAGCGAGAUUUACGCCUCCAAGAACGCCACUGUCUUUGCCGACGUUCUGACCGCCCGACAUCGUGCCACAGACUUGGUUCGAGAGCUUGCCAAGAAGACAAACUUCCCCAACUACACUUCCCCACUGGGCAAGGGCAUUUUGAACGAGAAUGAGGACCGUUUUGUGGGCGUUUAUAACGGCCAGCUGUCUCUAGAGGGCGUGGCCAAGUCCAUCGAGGCGUCUGACUGUGUUCUGUUCACCGGACCUCUUCUUUCCGAUUCCAAUACCGGUGGCUUUUCUCACAAUCUCAAGGACGAGAACACAAUCUACCUGUCUCCUGACUACGUCAAGGUCAAGGGCAAACUGUACGAGGGAGUUCACUUCUUCCCCGUGCUCAAGAAGGUUGUGGAGCAGCUGGACGUUGAGAAGAUCUCUGCUGAGUCCAAAACGGCGGCCAUGCCCACGAUUUCUCCUCCCCCCGUGAUCGAUUCCCCUCUUCCCAUUUCCCAGACCUUCCUGGUCGAUUCCAUGUCGAAAAUGAUGCGACCCGAUGAUCUGCUCAUUGUGGAGACCGGCACCUUCCAGUUUGCCUGUUCGGAUGUCAAGUUCAACACCAACAACUCACUUCUCACCCAGAUCUUCUACUCGUGCAUUGGUUUCACGCUCCCUGCCACUCUGGGAGCUGCUCUAGCCAAACGAGAAGACGCAGCUGCCAAGAACGACAAGGGACGAGUCAUUCUGGUGGAGGGCGACGGUUCUGCUCAGAUGACCAUCCAGGAGCUCGGUACCAUGGUGCGUCAGGGCCUGAACCCCAUCAUUUUCCUGCUCAACAACGAUGGAUACUCUAUUGAGCGGGCCAUUCACGGCCCCGAGCAAUCCUACAACGACAUUUGUCCAAAGUGGAAGUGGACUAAGUUGCUGGAGGCCUUUGGCGGUACCGAGGGCGUCGAUAGCUUCUCGACCACCGUCAAGACCCGAGAGGAGUUGGAGGCUCUGAUCGGAGAUGAAAAGUUCAUGAACUCGGACAAGGCUCAGCUGGUGGAGGUGAUUAUGGAUGUCAAUGACUACCCCUGGAGACUGAACGAGCAGAUCAAGCUCAUGGGUGGAAAAAACAUGAAGGUGUUUGCCGAGUACCAGAAGAAGAAUCCUUAG